UUAUUUCAGAAAACGUAAUACUGCCAAGGGCUAAAAACGGCACCGUUUAGCCUCAUUUACAUUCUCAGUUCUCACCUUUGUCUUGUCAACAGUAAUCUCACACUCGAGCUCCUUUUUCUCUCACUGUCUCUGUUUUUUGGGCUAGCUAAAGCUAAAGCUUGCUUCCUACUUAAUUUGUUGAGAGAAAGAAAGGUACAUUGAUUAGUGAUUAGAACUGGUAGAUAGAGAAAGCCUUUUUUUGGAGGUAGAAGGAAAGAUUCAUGGCUGGAGGUGGUGGAGGAGGAAAGCCAGAGGAGCCACAACCACACCCGCCAAAGGAGCAGCUUCCUAACAUUUCUUAUUGCAUUACUAGUCCUCCUCCAUGGCCUGAGGCUAUCUUGCUUGGUUUCCAGCACUACCUUGUGAUGCUUGGGACAACUGUUCUUAUUCCCACUGCUCUUGUUCCCCAAAUGGGAGGUGGAAAUAAGGAGAAGGCCCAGGUGAUCCAAACGCUACUCUUUGUUGCUGGUUUGAACACAUUGCUCCAAAGUUUGUUUGGAACACGAUUGCCUGCUGUCAUUGGAGGCUCAUAUACCUUUGUCCCAACUACGAUAUCCAUUAUCCUUGCUGGGCGAUUUAGUGAUGCUACUGACCCUGAGGAGCGAUUUAAGAGUAUAAUGCGUGCAAUUCAAGGAUCCCUUAUCGUUGCUUCAACUCUUCAAAUUGUUCUGGGCUUCAGUGGCCUUUGGCGUAAUGUUACCAGGUUCUUGAGUCCACUUUCAGCUGUUCCUUUGGUAGCUCUUGUAGGUUUUGGGCUGUAUGAGCUUGGUUUUCCAGGGGUGGCCAAAUGUGUGGAGAUUGGGCUGCCAGAGCUUAUCAUCUUAGUUUUUGUUUCACAGUAUAUGCCCCAUGUGAUAAAGUCUAGAAGACAUGUCUUUGAUCGUUUUGCUGUAAUAUUCUCAAUAGUAAUUGUGUGGAUUUAUGCUCACCUUCUUACUGUGGGUGGGGCCUACAAUGAUGCAGCACCAAAGACGCAAAAUACUUGCCGUACAGAUCGUGCAGGACUUAUAGAUGCUGCACCAUGGAUAAGAGUUCCUUAUCCAUUUCAAUGGGGAGCACCUUCAUUUGAUGCAGGCGAAGCCUUUGCCAUGAUGAUGGCUUCUUUUGUUGCCCUUGUAGAGUCCACUGGUGCAUUUAUUGCGGUGUCAAGAUAUGCAAGUGCGACUCCAAUGCCACCUUCUGUUCUUAGCCGCGGCAUUGGCUGGCAGGGAGUUGCAAUUUUGCUUUCUGGGUUGUUUGGAACUGUGAAUGCAUCCUCAGUUUCUGUAGAGAAUGCUGGUCUUUUGGCCUUGACACGAGUUGGUAGUCGAAGGGUUGUCCAGAUAUCUGCUGGAUUCAUGAUAUUCUUCUCCAUUCUCGGGAAAUUUGGGGCCGUCUUUGCUUCUAUUCCAGCACCUAUUAUAGCUGCUUUAUAUUGCCUUUUCUUUGCUUACGUUGGUGUUGGAGGUCUUAGCUUUCUUCAAUUCUGCAACCUCAACAGUUUCCGCACAAAGUUCAUAUUAGGCUUCUCAAUUUUCUUGGGCUUGUCAAUUCCACAAUACUUCAACGAGUACACUGCAAUUAAUGGCUAUGGUCCUGUGCACACUGGAGGAAGAUGGUUCAACGAUAUUGUGAAUGUUCCUUUCUCAUCAGAAGCAUUUGUUGCUGGGUGUGUGGCAUAUUUCCUGGACAACACACUGCACCGAAAAGAUAGUUCAAUCAGGAAAGACAGGGGCAAGCAUUGGUGGGACAAAUUCCGGUCAUUCAAGGGUGAUAUAAGAAGUGAAGAAUUUUAUUCCCUACCAUUCAAUCUAAACAAAUAUUUCCCAUCUGUGUGAUUAAACCAAGCACUAAAGUAUGAGUUCGUCUUGUCAAAAUAUGUCUUCUCAAUAGCUCUUGUGGGAUAACAUCGCAAUGUAUGUUAUUUGUUUCCUCUUUGUGAAUCUUAUCACACGCUAUAUAGCAGUACAAGAUAGUCAGUAAUUAAAUUUGUUUUUGUUGUAAAUCCAACAGCGGCAUGAACUUGAAACAACAAUGCAGAUUUAUUGCCCCUC
Messenger RNA from Ricinus communis (castor bean), 2072 nucleotides. Its product is annotated as nucleobase-ascorbate transporter 6. Gene Ontology annotation, cellular component: membrane; plasmodesma. NCBI's taxonomy places the organism in Eukaryota, Viridiplantae, Streptophyta, Magnoliopsida, Malpighiales, Euphorbiaceae. Gene Ontology annotation, molecular function: transmembrane transporter activity. The coding region runs from base 261 to 1856 and encodes 531 amino acids. The transcript is spliced from 15 exons. The record is from RefSeq and is a predicted model, not a curated record. Gene Ontology annotation, biological process: transmembrane transport.